Molecule: messenger RNA, 1522 nt
Organism: Lycium barbarum (goji berry)
Lineage: Eukaryota; Viridiplantae; Streptophyta; Magnoliopsida; Solanales; Solanaceae
Product: non-structural maintenance of chromosomes element 4 homolog B-like
Exons: 7
Coding region: 126-1178 (350 amino acids)
Biological process (GO): DNA repair
Cellular component (GO): Smc5-Smc6 complex; nucleus
Source: RefSeq, a predicted model, not a curated record
CCGCCCUUUUGCUUCACUCUUUCAACUUUCAAAGCAUUCCAUAAUCACAAUCCUAUGGUAUUUGUUAUAUUGAGCCAAAUAUAUCAAAAGAAAAAAGAUAGAAGAAGAAAAAAUAGUGCAAAGCCAUGAGUCCAAUAACAAGAGCUAAGAAAAUUAAACAAGAAGAAGAAAAAAGAGAUGAAUUUACUAGAAUAAAUGCUUUGUCACAUAGGCUAAAAAAUCUUGCAACUUUAAAUGAGAUCACUGAUUUCACUCAUCAAUCUGAUUCACUUCGUCGUAGUGUUAGAUUACAGUAUUCUGUGAUUAGAACAAUCAUUGAUGGGAAAAAAUGUGAAAUUGGAGCUGCAGGAUCAAAUAAGUUCAACGUUGUGUUGAGUAGUGUUGAUGACUUGUAUCGCAAUGUUAAAAGGCCAAGAGAGCAAGUGGCGGAUGCAGAGGCCUUACUGGGACUUACAAAUACUGUGGUGGAAUCUCUCGAAUUACGUCCCAAUUGUAGUAUCUCGCCCUCUAUGUUCGUAUCGUGGUUGCUUAAAGGCUAUGGUAUACGAAAAGGAUGUUCAAAGAAUGCGACACAAAAUUUAGUCAUUGGAAAAUCACAAAAAACUGUGAAUUGGGAAAAGAUCGGUGCUGAUGCUUCACUCGUGUUUAUGGAAGGAAAAGGUUGCAGGACAAUGCUUGGAGUUCUAAAAACUGAAUUUAAGCCAAGGAAGCAGCCUGUAGUUUAUAGCGGAGAUCAAAAGCCUCAAGUUUAUCGUUCUUAUCCAAACAAGAUUACAGUUUAUAGGAAAAAGCCUCUGAGGAAGGUCUACCUUACUCGACCAAAAUUGGUUGCUGCUCAAACUGCCCAAGACAAACCUGAUGUUAACAAGAAUAUGUCUACCAUAUCGGAGCUCUUAAAGGAGAAGAAAAGUGUCAUGCUUGACGAACUGUUUUUCAGGAGAAAGUCCUUUGCUCAUACUGUUGAGAAUUUAUUUGCACUUUCCUUUUUAGUACACGAUGGGCAGGCUGCAAUCUCCACUGAUGAAACUGGUUCUCGCUUUCUAUGCGAGCUAGUUCAGCGCAGCAGUGCACAUCGUGAAGCUGUACGCCACCAGUUUAUCUUGAGAUAUGGUUACAAUGAUUGGAAGAUGAUGCAAGAUUUAGUGCCUGAAGGAGAAGAGCAGAAGCACAGGGCAUGAGGGCUUGUUCUAAAUAUGGCUCACCUCUAACCAUGGCUGGAAGAAAAAAAAACUGUCAAUUUUGUGCAAUAUCUAGCUGUGAAGUGAAGUGACAUAUUUAUGUAUAAGACGAAUGGAAGCUGCUACUAGGUAAACGGCAUGUUUUUGUAUAUAAUCAAGCUCCGGAAACUGAUCAAGAUCUCUUUUGGGUAAAUAGUAUGCUUAUAUGUAUAUGUAUCUGUUUUAAGCUGUGUAAGCUGAUCCAGAAAUUGUCCUGUUUAUAUGUAAUACAUUGUAAGCUGUGUAAGCUAAUCAGCAUCUAGUUUGGGUAAAUGGCCAGUUUAUAUGUAUAUAUAAUACUAGUU